GGCUGGAGGGCGCGGCGCUGGUGGCGCGGAUGGAUGGGCACUACCGUCCCGGCCAGUUCAUGGCGUUGCUGCUGUGCUUGGGCAUGACAGCGGCGCUGGCCUUGGGCUGCCUGCACUGCGACCCCAAUUUCUCGAAGAAGUUCUCCUUCUACCGCCACCACGUGAACCUCAAGUCCUGGUGGGUUGGUGACAUCCCCGUGUCGGGAGUGCUGCUCACCGAGUGGAGCCAGAACACGAUGAAGGAACUACACCUGGCCAUCCCCGCAGAGAUCACCCGGGAGAAGCUGGAUCAAGUGGCAGGAGCCGUGUACCAGAGGAUGGACCAGCUGUACCAGGGCAAGAUGUACUUCCCAGGGUAUUUCCCCAAUGAGCUGCGAGCCAUCUUUCGGGAGCAAGUGCGCCUCAUCCAGAACGCCAUCAUAGAGAGCCGCAUCGACUGUCAGCGUCACUGUGGCAUCUUCCAGUAUGAGACCAUCUCCUGCGUCAACUGCACAGACUCACAUGUUGUCUGCUUUGGUUACUACUGCAAGUCAUCAACACAGUGGCAGUCAGCUGUGCAGGGUCUUCUAAGUUACAUAAAUACCUGGCACAAUCAGGAUACAAGCACGAGAACCACCCCAGCCUUCCUUUCACCAAGUAUAAGGUGUCUGGAAGUACAGCACUUGGUGAACCUGACUUUGGAAAACGUCUCUGAGUGUCUGACCCAGCAUUGAUGGCGCUUCUCAGCCCCAGUAUUAGUGGGGGCCAGGACUCAGCUACACUGUUGCCUGUUCCUCCAGGAGAGGCCAGCUGCUACCUGCCUCUGGUCACCCCAUGGAGCCCAGACUGGGCUGGGGCUGGGGAAGCAGGGAGAUGGGCCUGUGUAUAGAUGGCGGGACCCCUGGGCAGGGCCCCCAGAGAUAUUUUGAUUAAAGUGUCCUGACAUUUCUCAUGAUGAACAAUUCUUUUCUGCCAGAUCUGGCUGGGUAUUUGACGUAGCUGGAGGCAUGGGCUUUUCCUGAACAUGUGUGGGUGUGGAGUCCUGAUCUACUCACAGGGAGGGAGGGAUCCAACAGCUUGGCUGGCAUCUGCAGCAUCUUCCUCAGGGUCCAGGGACUCAAUGAUUUAUUCCAGUCCUUUUGAGUUCUUAUGGGUUGAUUUGCAGAGGGGCUGUUCUGUUCUUGUUGACGCAGGAGUGUGCCACAUAGCAGAAGCCCUUACAUUCUCCCUGCCUCCAUUUCCUUAUUGCUGCGAUGACAGGUGUGCAACCUGGCUUAUGUUAAUGGAGCCCAGUCCUGCCCCUCCACUGCUUUGAGAUUAAAGUCUGCCUGUAGCCCAGGCUCACCUUUGACCUAUUACCUCAGCCUCAGGGUGGGAUGCACAGUGGGGUGAAAGCUGGGCCAGAUUACUGUCUGGGAUUUCAUCAUGGAAGACCCAGGUCAGAAGAGACAGGUGGGCCACACUCCUCAGAGCACCUGGCAGCAGGUGACCAGAGCCCAGCUGGCUGUCUAGGCUGAGAAAUGGCUGAGUAGGGCUGGCUGUCUGGGCUGGGAGAUGACUGAUGCAGGAGACUCAGGGACUUCUGCCUCUACCUGGUUUCUGGUUUCCUUAUUGUCUUCAGAGUCUCCUGGCCCCAGUGAUGGGCGCACAUCUCUAUGUACGUCCCUACAGUUUUUGCUCCUAGGAGCAGCUGCAAGUUAGCCGGGUGGCUGCAUUUUACAAGAAAUACCAAGUGGUAGCAUCUAAAGUCCGUCCUUCCUCCUAAGGGACCAGGACACAGAGCCAGGGACACUGGAUGUUUUGUUGGGAGCUCAAGCCGCACUCUUGCCAGUCACCACUCUGUACACUUAGUGACUGCUGACCAUAUUGCUUCUGGGUCCUGGGCAGGGUUGGCAGGAUGCUUAGAGCAGCAGAGUGUUGUGUCUCAGAGGCCUGGGUUUGAAAUUUAAGCUGUUGACAGGGCUCAGAGUCUGCUGGAUGACAAAGCUGACUUCUUUGCUUGUCCCCACACAAGGUGGCAGUGAGCAGCUGAGAUGGACCAAAUGUUUUUUAAAACCCAAGAUCCUGUUUCCACCUCACAACCUCAUGAGUUUGGUAAGAAAGGGGCCUUGGGGACUGGCAAAGUCAAGAGUCCUGGUUGACUUGGAGAGGCCCUGGCAUUUCAGUGUGGGAUGGCAUGCGAUCCACCUGGAGCUGCAGUGCCAGGAAACAGGAUGUGCACAUGCUACA
Microtus ochrogaster (prairie vole) is the source of this 2208-nucleotide messenger RNA. RefSeq names its product IZUMO family member 4 (gene Izumo4). The record is from RefSeq and is a predicted model, not a curated record. Lineage: Eukaryota; Metazoa; Chordata; Mammalia; Rodentia; Cricetidae. Gene Ontology annotation, cellular component: nucleus.